Molecule: messenger RNA, 2571 nt
Organism: Microdochium trichocladiopsis
Lineage: Eukaryota; Fungi; Ascomycota; Sordariomycetes; Xylariales; Microdochiaceae
Exons: 2
Coding region: 1-2571 (856 amino acids)
Source: RefSeq, a predicted model, not a curated record
AUGAUGCGGUCUUACUUGCUCAUCGCUGCCACUGCAGCGGUUGCAUCUGCCCUGGAUGACAUCAAUACGAAGCCAGACGCCCUUGAUACCGACUUCCUCAAGAGCCUGCCUAACCCCGUAGUCAACCUCAUUCCGGGUCUCUUAGAGCAUACUAUUUCUUUCGAUACUGACGCUGCCGUCGUUACUGCCGCCGCCGAGGUGGACGAGACCCCCUUGAGCGUCUUCCCUGCUGCCACCAGCGUCCCCAUCAACGCUGCAGGAGAGGAUGGCGGUGCUCAGAGACGUGCAACCUCGACCCAACAGCGUGCGGUGCCGGAGCAGCUUGCGGCACGUGACGCUUGCGGCCCGGAACCCAUCAUCUCUAACAUCUACAAUAUUGACGUCUCGAGCUAUGCAUCCUUUAUGGCCGACCCUAAGAUUGCGUCGAUUGCUUCCGGGGCCGCUACGCCUUCUGGCUAUGUCCAGAGCUUUAAGAAUCUCUACGGCGCCACUAGCGCCAGCGCAUAUAUGGGCUACACCGUCCUGACGACUGGCUACGAUGUCGAUGCCUGUGCUAGACAGUGUGAUGAGCAGUCUGGCUGCUUGGCCUUCAAUAUCUUUUUCGAGCGAAGCCCCAUGGUCAGCCCCGGCCCCGGCUGCGAGAACCCGGCCGCAUUUGCAAACAUCAUGUGCAGCUUCUGGGGAGUACCCCUCGACAAGACGACAGCUACCUACAAGGGCUCAUAUAGAGAGGAGUUCCAGGUCGGCAUAGCCGGUUCGACGGCUUAUACGGUCGUUACUGUGGGCCGUCCCGUUGACGGCUACGUUUCACCUCCGUCGGACCUGGGCAAGGCUUCGAUGCAGGCUCCUCUACGCGACUGCGGCGGCACGUGGACGUACAUGGGCUACAAGAUCUACCAGGACCAGCCGUUCGACCCUCGCCUAUGUGGUGCGGCCUGCGAUGCCCAGACCGAGUACAACAUUGCCCACCCUCCCUCUACAGGGAAGGCGGCUAAGUGUGGUGCCUUUGGCACUUAUCUGGUCCAGAAGACUACCUCGUCGGGCACGUGGAUCCUGGGCCAGAUGUGUACUCUGUAUACUUCGACUUAUAACGCGACCCUCGCGACUAAUACGGGUAGGACAGACCCGGACAGGACUCAGUGGACAAUAUCCGCCAGUUUCUUCUACUCGCGGGCUGACCGCCAACCCAUCUGCAGCUCGUCUAUAGAAUACCUCAAGGCCGAGGGCCAGGAGUUCUGCUCGUCAUUUAUUAGCUACUCAGCCCCCUCGGUUACUAUUUUAACUUCCGCCACUCCGACCAAUAAGGCCAUCAUUACCGCCACCUUGACUGUCACCGUCAACACCGGCAGCCCGACCACCACAUUCACAGGCAAUGCCAACUGGAAGCGUGGUGGCAAGUUUGCCCGCCAGGAGGGUCCUUCUUCAUCAGAACCCUUGUCGGCGGCUGCCCCUGAGCCCACCGCCGCACCCUCAUCGACAACCAACCACGAACACCUCGACGUCGAGGUGUCGGCCAUCGCCAACCUGGGCCCCAGCACCAUUGCCGUCCUGACCGACGUCGUCACUCAGGCCUUGCCUAGCAACGGAACCACUCCCAGGUUCGCCCGCCGCGCCGUCGCCACACCGACUUCUAUCGCGGACUGGCCGACUUCGCGCAUCUCUGAGGCCUGCUCUGACGUCGCCGCGGGCACCGUCACCGUGGUCAGAACCCAGUUCGCCGCCUCCCUGACCACGACCACGACCGCGCUGGCCAGCACCACCAUCGCUGCCUGCAUCAUCCCCUCGCAGCAGGCCGAGUACAAAAACCUGAUUCCCAUAUGGGGCGCCUGGGACGCCGCCGGCGCGAGUCCCGGACUCAACCCGAACGGGCAGUACGGUCGCGUCGCCGCCGUGCAGCUGCCGUUCCCGUACUGCGCAUACGGCGUCUGCACAAACGUCAUCUCCGUCUCCACCGACGGCGCCUUCUUCUUCACCAACCCAGCCAACAGUGCGGAGAGAAUCACCAUGAACGUCUACCAGGGCACGGGCCAGUACCUAUACCCGGGCCAAACCCACGGCGUGUACACUCGUAUCACCGGCGCCCAGGGAAGUAGGCAAUUCACCAUAAGCUGGUACGCCGCGACCUUCCAGUGGAAUCACGCAAUGAUGCACGUCACGGCCACCUGGUACGAAAACGCGCCCAACACCGUCUACUACAAGUACUACGAUGCCGUCCAGGUUUAUACGAACAUCCACAGCAUCUCCAAGGGGAAUACCUUGACCCGCGUCUGGCCCGCUGGGUACAUGAAGGCCGGCACGCAGAUCAGGAUUGACACCACGCCCGGCUCCGACGGCGCGGCCACCUUUGCCGCGACGCAGCGCAACCGUAUCGACUGCUGCACAAUCCAGGAUGGCACAGCUGCACCGAAUGGCAGCCCCAGGCCCUCUGAAAAGAAAAGCAAAAAAAGAAAUCGAGAUCGAGGGGAGUUGGUUGUCAAUGCCCUGGCGUUGUCUGUUGUGACGAGCUGGGCGCGCGGCGGGGCGGAGGCAUUAUCCUCGAAGAGGGGAAUCACAUCAGCACUUUGCAUGUGA